AUGAGGGCAAUCAAAGCCAGGCCCUUGGACCCUGCUAUCCUGUCCCCUGCUCCAGUGAAUGGAAUGGGACUGCUAGUGACCGUCGUCUCUGCCUCUACAGGACUUGUUGCACUCGUCUCACUUGUUUCUCCUGCCACCGAGAUCGUCGGCGUCACAUGCGGUACUCCGGUACCCACUGCCGUAACGAUAGCCUUCCCACUUCCAACCGCCGUACCGAUGGCCUUCCCACCUCCAACCGCCGGUCCGGUAGGAUACAGCGGUGUUGGGAUCACAGUUACUGUGCUCUUCACCAUCUUCACCGUAACAUACGUAGUAAGCGUACUGCUCUUUGUCACAUGGCUUAUGCUUGGAGCAGAGCUGAUCACGCCACCAGGGAGACUUGUGGGUGCAGGAGCAGAGCUGAUCUCACCACCAGGGAGACUUGUGGGUGCAGGAGCAGAGCUAAUCUCACCACCGGGGAGACUUGUUGGUGCAGGAGCAGAGCUUAUUCCACCAUUAGGGAAGCUAGUUGGUGCAGGGCCAGAAGUUGGGGAUCCCUUGGCCUCUGUGACAGGACAGACAGUGGUGUACAGACUGAUAACUUCCGUGGUGACGCUGCCGAGUCUGGCCGGGCAGUCCGUCACAGUUGGAGCACACGAAGUCACUGUGUAA
This is a messenger RNA of Amorphotheca resinae ATCC 22711, 651 nucleotides long. RefSeq lists its product as hypothetical. The transcript has a single exon. The record is from RefSeq and is a predicted model, not a curated record. NCBI's taxonomy places the organism in Eukaryota, Fungi, Ascomycota, Leotiomycetes, Helotiales, Amorphothecaceae. Bases 1 to 651 code for a protein of 216 amino acids.